AUGCUCUCCAACCAGUCCCUCGGGCCCGUCGCCGAAGGCCUCUCCCGGGAGGAUCCCGACACUGUAUGCAACCACACCGCCGCCUGGGACUGGGUGCACACCAUACAGCCCGGCUACAUGUCCAUCAUCUGCGCGUUGGGCAUGGCGGGCAACGCCUUCGUCCUCUUGGUGUUCUGCCACCGGCGGCCGCGCCACCGCACCGCGGCCGACAUCUACCUGGGCAACCUGGCGGCGGCCGACCUCCUCAUGGUCUCCUGCCUGCCCUUCUGGGUGGCGACGAUCAUCGGCCACUUCCAGUGGCGGUUCGGCGAGACCAUGUGUCAGCUGGUCAACGUGGUCAUCAGCAUGAACUACUACUGCAGCGUGCUGUUCCUGACGCUGGUGAGCGCCGACCGCUACCUGGCCGUCACCAGGCCGCUGUCGUCCCACAGGGGGGCGGGCCCUGGCAGGGGGAGGCAGGUGCCCUGGGCCCACGCGCUCUGCCUGGGGGUGUGGGCGCUGGGCGCGCUGCUCAGCCUGCCCGCGCUGCUGUUCCGCACCGUGCGCUCCUUCCCCGAGCUGGGGGUGGACGCCUGCGUCAUGCAAUACCCCCACGGGGGCUGGAGGAUGCGCUACAACCUGACCUUCAACCUGGUGGGCUUCCUCAUCCCGGUGCCGGUCGUGUCCUUCUGCACCUACCACAUCUGCAGGGUCCUGCGGGAGAGCCGCGCGCUGCGGGGCCGUAGCUGCAGGGAGCAGACAACGGUGGCGGCGGAGAGGAAGGCCGCCUACUUGGUGAUGGUGGUGCUCGCCGUCUUUGUCCUGUGCUGGCUGCCCUACCAGAUCAUCGUGCUGCUGGACAGCCUGGAUUACUACCAGGUGAUUUCGGGAUGCACGUGGGCACAUGGGCUCGACAUCGGCGUUCAGUUGGCCACCUACCUGGGCUACAGCAACAGCGCGUUGAAUCCCUUCCUGUACGUUAUCGUGGGGAAGCAUUUCAAGCAGCGGGCCAGAGAGGUCUUUAGGCAGACGCUGUGCAGGAGGAGGUGGAGGAAGAAGACGGCGGGUAACAGUAACUCGAGUACUUUAAGAUACACAGAUAGUACCAAGGUGUGACCCCCCCCGUGAUCCCCACUUUGUGAAAGGCAAUA
Molecule: messenger RNA, 1130 nt
Organism: Gadus chalcogrammus (walleye pollock)
Lineage: Eukaryota; Metazoa; Chordata; Actinopteri; Gadiformes; Gadidae
Product: B2 bradykinin receptor-like
Exons: 1
Coding region: 1-1095 (364 amino acids)
Biological process (GO): vasoconstriction; immune response; smooth muscle contraction
Cellular component (GO): membrane
Molecular function (GO): bradykinin receptor activity
Source: RefSeq, a predicted model, not a curated record